UGCUUUGCAAGUCUUGAGAAAGCUGUGGAGUUCAACUGUCGAAUUUUUCUUUUUUAUAAGUAGAGUCUUGACUCUUCCCUGCGAAGUUCACUCUUGCAAAAAGAAAGCUGAAGAAGAACAACCCAAUGUUUGCUGCCAAACCACUCUCUGCCUUCAAGUCGGAAGUUUCCGGCCUGGUCUUCCGGCUUCCCUCGCCUGCUACCGGCCACGGGAGGAGGUCGAGGGCGGUGGUGGGUCGGCCAUCCAAGGUCAGUGGGGGUGGUGGGUGGGUGAGGGCAGCGGUUAGCGGCGGGGACAACAAGACUGUGGAGGCAGAGAAGCCGGUGGAUGGGAAGGACUUGAAUGGGUCAUUGCCAUCAUCUUCAUCGUCGUCUUCUUCAUCUUCAUCAUCUUCUUCUUCUUCGGGGAAACUUGAUGUGAGAGCAGUUAUUUCAAUAAGGAAGAAGAUCAGGCAGAAGCUGGUCGACAAGAUCGAGGACUCAUUGGAGUCUUUCAUGAAUGGAAUCGGUCAGGGCAUCAUGCUUCAGCUUGUCAGUGAGGAGGUCGAUCCUGUCACACAGUCCGGGAAGACCAUUGAGUCCAGUGUGAGAGGGUGGUUGCCAAACCCUUCACUACACUCCUACGUAGCUGAGUAUGCAGCUGAUCUUAGGGUCCCUCAGGACUUCGGUUGUCCGGGAGCUGUCCUCAUCACCAAUCUCCAUGGCAAGGAGUUUCACUUACUCGAGAUCGUGAUCCACGGUUUCAGCGAAGGUCCGAUUCAUUUCCCUGCCAACACUUGGAUCCACGCCCGGAAGGACAAUCCCGAGAGCAGAAUCAUCUUCCGGAACCAAGCCUAUUUGCCAUCGCAAACGCCAGUAGGCCUUAGAGAUCUCCGGCGUGAAGACUUGUUGAGCAUCCGGGGCAACGGAAAAGGCGAGAGAAAGCCUCACGAGCGGAUAUACGAUUAUGCUUUGUAUAACGACUUGGGAAAUCCUGACAAAGAUGAUGAUCUUGCUAGGCCAGUAUUGGGCGGGGAGGAGAGACCUUAUCCGAGGCGGUGUCGAACGGGCCGUCCACCUAUGCAAACAGACCCACUUUGUGAGAGUAGAAUUGAGAAGCCCCACCCGGUGUAUGUGCCUCGCGAUGAGACUUUCGAGGAGAUCAAGCAGAACACCUUUGCUGCUGGGAGGUUAAAAGCUCUGCUCCAUAAUCUGGUGCCACAAAUCGCUGCAACAUUGUCGAGCUCAGAUAUUCCGUUCAAGUGCUUCUCAGAGAUCGAUAAGCUGUACAUCGACGGACUCCUUCUGAAAGAUGAAGAGCAGAAUGAGGCCAAGGGCAAUCUGGCAUUAGCGAAUCUGAUGAAAGAGGUCUUAACAGUAGGCGAGAGGUUGCUGAAGUACGAAAUUCCUGCUGUCAUAUCAAGGGAUAGAUUUGCAUGGCUGCGUGACAAUGAGUUUGCACGCCAAGCUUUGGCCGGGGUUAAUCCAGUCAGCAUUCAGAUUUUGAAGGAAUUUCCUAUCCUUAGCCAGUUGGAUCCUGCUGUUUACGGCCCUCCUGAUUCGGCGCUCACCAAGGACCUGAUAGGACAAGAACUCCACGGAAUGACUGUCGAGCAGGCUAUAGAGGAGAACCGGUUGUUCAUAAUUGAUUACCACGACAUGCUUCUGCCGUUUGUCGAUAAGAUCAACUCCUUGUCAGACAGAAAAACUUAUGCCUCCAGGACUAUCCUCUUCUAUAAUCCGGCCGGCAUUUUGAAGCCAAUAGCUAUUGAGCUUUCGUUGCCUCCGACACGUUUUAAGCCCUGCAACAAAAGGGUUUACACCCAAGGGCAUGAUGCCACAGCUCACUGGCUUUGGAAGCAAGCCAAAGCCCAUGUCUGUGCCAAUGAUGCCGGGAUACAUCAACUAGUAAAUCACUGGUUGAGGACUCAUGCAUCCAUGGAGUCCUAUAUAAUUGCAACCCAUAGGCAGCUCAGCUCGAUGCAUCCGAUUUACAAGCUUCUUCACCCGCACAUGCGCUACACGUUGGAAAUUAAUGCACUAGCUCGACAGAGCCUAAUUAACGGAGGAGGAAUAAUCGAGGCCUGUUUCAGCCCAGGAAAGUAUGCUAUGGAGUUAAGUUCCGCUGCAUACAAGAGCGUGUGGCAGUUCGACAUGGAGGCAUUGCCUGCUGAUCUCAUUCGGAGGGGAAUGGCAGUGGAAGAUCCUUCGGCGCCCCACGGCCUGAGGCUCAUCCUCGAAGACUACCCUUAUGCGAACGACGGCCUCCUCAUAUGGUCUGCCAUACAAGAAUGGGUCGAAUCCUAUGUCAACCACUUCUAUUCAGACCCCGGAUCAGUCGUGUCCGACGUCGAGCUCCAAGCCUGGUGGGAUGAGAUCAAGAACAAAGGCCACUACGACAAGAGGAAUGAGCCAUGGUGGCCGAAGCUAGACACCAAAGAGGACUUGUGCACCAUCCUGGCCAUUAUGAUAUGGACAGCUUCAGGCCAGCAUGCGGCCAUAAACUUUGGGCAGUACCCAUUUGGAGGGUAUGUGCCCAACAGGCCGACCCUGAUGCGGAGGUUCAUCCCUCAGGAGGAUGAGCCCGAGUACGAGAAGUUCCUGCUGAACCCGCAGCACACGUUCUUGACUUCAUUGCCAACCCAACUCCAGGCCACCAAGGUGAUGGCGGUGCAAGACACGCUGUCGACACACUCGCCCGAUGAGGAGUACUUGGGCCAGGUGAACCAGCUCCACGGGCAUUGGAUCAGCGACGACCGAGUCUUGGAAUUGUUCGAGAGGUUCUCACACAAGCUCGAGGACAUAGAGAAGAUAAUCGAUACGAGGAACAAGGACAAGCGUCUGAAGAACCGAACCGGGGCCGGCGUCCCCCCUUACGAGCUGUUGCUUCCCUCGUCCGGUCCUGGGGUGACAGGCCGAGGGAUUCCAAACAGUAUAUCCAUUUGAUUUGCCUCUGCUGAGGUCACCUUUUGCUCUUUCUUCAAAAUCUUCUUGAGGAAAGGCAUGUUGGAUAUGGAAGCAAGAACUGUCAAACUCUCAACUGGUGGUGUCCAACAUUUUGCGGGCAAUCAAGAAAACCGAAGCGUUAAUGUCG
Rhodamnia argentea is the source of this 3072-nucleotide messenger RNA. RefSeq names its product lipoxygenase 6, chloroplastic. Lineage: Eukaryota; Viridiplantae; Streptophyta; Magnoliopsida; Myrtales; Myrtaceae. The transcript is spliced from 9 exons. Bases 126 to 2924 code for a protein of 932 amino acids. Gene Ontology annotation, molecular function: metal ion binding; protein binding; oxidoreductase activity, acting on single donors with incorporation of molecular oxygen, incorporation of two atoms of oxygen. The record is from RefSeq and is a predicted model, not a curated record. Gene Ontology annotation, biological process: lipid oxidation.